AUGUUGUCGGUUAACAACCAGCGACGUCCUUCAGUUGGCACCAAUAUAACUCCGAGUGUAGGUGUAAGAAGACCUUCAGACGAAAACGUUUCACCAAUUUACAGCGACUCAACGUAUUCUAAUGGUCGUCCACCUUCCCCAUUGGCGUCGCCAACAUUCUCUGGCUAUGCAACUCCCAGCGGUCCUUUCUCCACACUUGAAGCUCGCUCACGUUCAUCUUCUGUCUCAAGCAUGCAUUCUUCAGGUGGUUAUCAUCACGAUGAUUUUCAAUCAGAACAAAACAUGUUGUCAAAUGCUUUUCAAACAACAAGUGAUUUAGACACAAUGUUGACUGCAAGUGAAGCAGCCUUCUCCAAACGUAGACAAUCACCACCUGAUCAAAUAGUUACAGAUAUUGAUCGCUCUACAUUAGAUUAUCCUCCAAGUUCCGCUGCAACUUCGUUGACUCGCAGGGAUCAUAUAACUGGACAUACUCAUGAUCGAAGUAGAUCUACCUCAAUAGACGGGGAUAUUGAAGACUCUGCUUGGCCAAAGGAGAGAGUAUUGCGUUGGCUCGAGGAUAACGGUUUUAAUGAAUAUAGACAAACUUUCGUUGAUAACAAGUUGUUCGGUGAACAGUUUUUUGCACUUACUGACGUGAGGAAAAGCAAGAAUAUUGUAAAGGAUGUUGAUAGUCGGUCUAGAUUGAUAACAGCUAUCCGAAAACUUCGUGAUAGCAGGCCAAAACGUCAGUCGUUUACUGAGAAGGAUUCGCAUACUUUAGGUGGGAGUCCACCUGAGAAUAUGCAAAGCCCAGUUUCUAGUACAUUGUCUUCAACUAAUUCAGUAAUCGGGCAAUAUUCACCUACAACUUCAAACAUUCCGAAUGGUUCUAGUAAAUUAAAAGUAUCUACUAGUGUUCCAGAUUUUCGUAGUUACAGCCCAAAGGGGUCAGUUACUAGUCCUAUAAUAAUUAAUCCUCGAACAUCCUCAAUUGGUUGGGACAGAGAAAGUAAUAAGAGUCUUUCUCCUAAUUCAGCUCUUCCUGAACAUGAAAAUAGUAUUUACGCUGGACUAAGGGUUGUUGGGAGCGUAUCAAUUUCACAUUUACCAGAGCAGUCACAAUCUUUUGCUGUUUCGCAUUCACAUAAUAUUCAUAAUCAACCUGUUAUACAACAAUAUUCAAUGAGCAAGUCAGAAGACAAAAACAUGAGUCCUCAAUCUAGUAAGAGACAGAUUAAACAUACAUCUCAUAAUAGAUCGCAAAGUCAUUCGUCAAGUGACUAUACGUCUUAUUAUGAUCCUCCAAAAAAAAAAAUUAUUCAAGUAACUAAGAACAUGGAAGACUUUCGUUUAGCCAAAUUUACUGAUUAUGAAGAUCCCAAUUCGAUAAAAGAUGUAAUAUUCUCUCAUCUAGAUAUUGACCAAAAUGAGAAAGAAAAUUAUACAAUUCAUGUGGCUGAGAUCGGUCAGGACGAAAUAGGUCCAGCGAUUAGUGACGAUGAUCUCGUUCAAAUAUGCAUGAACGCAGAUGAUCGUGGUAAUUUAAAACUAUUAGUCCAUCGAAUACAGCCUGAUCAACUUAAUUCUAUGGACUAUAAAGAUCAAAAUGUGAAUUUCUCAUCAAAUCGCGUUGAUUAUAAUUGGAAUGGUAGCACGUCACCAAGGUUUCAAAGAUCACCAUAUUCAGCGACUCUGCAACCAGCAAAUGGUCAAAUUCGUCGUCACACUAGUAGAGAACAUAUAUCUCAAAUACCCAUGUCUAUUCCUCCAAAACCAAAUACUAUUCCACAACCAUAUAAUCAAUCCCAAUAUUUACAUUCUUUAUCAUCAUCCCCUUAUAUAGUUGGGCAUUAUAACCAGUAUUCCUAUAAACAUAGUAAAUCACAACCCCAUUUGCCAAUGUCACAAAAUACUAUGUCUAUGAACCUUCACGAAGUGCCAGAAAUAGAAUCUCCUUAUGUGCGUCCUAAACACAUAAUUUCAUCUGAACCAGAUCUUACGCUUAGGAAAUCUGAUAUUCGAUCACAGCACAGUGAUGUAAUUUUUCCAGAUAGUAACGAUGAAAAACCACUUUGGCCUAAAUUAGCAGAUAAUAGUUCUACAUAUAUUGAUGAAGAAAUAUCUAUAUGGGCUAAAGCACCUAAACCUUCGAGUACAUCCAACAGCACAAGUCCUGUAGAUACUUCGCGUCAAUUUACUGACAAAAAUGAAAAUAUUAGCGAUGACGACGAUGGAAUAUGGGCCCAGAAGCCUAAGCAAACUAGUCUUAGACAAAGUGAUAACUCAGCAGUGCUUGAUAGAAAUUCUGCUAAUAUUGAACAGCAAAAUAAUUUACCUGAAAAUGCUGAACAAAAUAGUAAGGAGGUCGACAAAGUUCAAAGUAUAGUUCCUCAAUCAAGAGAAUCAUCAAAUCAUCCACCGCAGCCUAAAAAGCGGGUUAAUGUUGGUAGACUUGCACGACAUGUCUCAAAGCGCAGAGGUGUAAAGCCUGAAGAUUCCUGGAUUGAGCGUCCAACUGCCGAAGACGUUUUUGAAGAUCUAGAGCAAUAUUUCCCUCAUCAUAAUCUUGAUAUGCCUAUUGUGGAAGCUCAAGAAUCUACACAGAAUUCAUCGUCCAGUAGUGAAACAGUUCCACAAACAGUGCCAACAUCCACUGUCCCUGAAAAAACCGGAGCGAAAAUUUCGCGUGGAAAGUCCAUCCGUGCCGCUGCUCGAGAAGCGAGAGAUCGCGAACAUACCAAUCGGAAAUCAGUUGAUGCCACUACAGUAAAAGAGAAGCGACUAAGCAGAAAGCCAACAACUAAACUAUGGGACAAACGUGUUGUUGAGCGAACACCGCCCGGUAAAAAAGCACCUUGCCUUUCCGGUUCUGAUGAAAAUUGUAACGAAAAAAAACCUGUUAACUGGGUGAAAGGUAAACUAAUAGGUAAAGGUAACUUCGGAAAAGUUUAUCUUGCGUUGAACUUGAACUCAUCUGAAAUGAUAGCGGUCAAACAAAUCGAGUUACCGCAAACUUUAUCAGAUAAAAGGAAUGAACGUCAAAAAGUUCAGAUAAAAUCUUUUAAAGACGAAAUGGAAAUUCUUAAGGACUUGGAUCAUGAGCACAUAGUUUCAUAUAUCGGAUAUGAGGAAAACGAUGAAACCGUUAAUAUUUUUCUCGAAUAUGUUAAUGGUGGAUCUAUUGGAACAGUUCUUAGAAGUAAUGGUCCGUUUAAAGAGCCUGUCGAUAUUAAAGCAGAUAAUAUCCUCAUUGAUGAAGAUGGUUGUUGUAAAAUAUCUGAUUUUGGAAUAUCAAAGAAAAGUGACCACGCUUUUGCCUAUGAUAAUAAUUCUAAUAUGUCAUUACAAGGUACAAUAUUUUGGAUGGCACCAGAGGUUUUCACUAAUGGAUAUAGUGCUAAAGUAGACAUAUGGAGUCUUGGUUGUGUAGUACUUGAGAUGUUUACUGAUGAGCGACCUUGGUCUACAUUGACAGAUCUCGCUGCCAUGUUUAAGCUUGGAAGUGAAAAAAAAGCGCCCCCAAUAAAAGAUGAUAUUGAGAUGACAGCUGAAGCUCGAGAUUUUAUAAACAAAUGCUUCAUAAUAAAUCCGGAGGAAAGACCAACAGCCGAAGAACUUUUAGAACAUCGCUUCACACAAGAAGAACCCAACUUCAAUUUUAAAGACUAUAUAAAGAUACCUGGUAAUAACAGUACCGUUUCUGCAAUACCGGAGGAUCACGAAAGCACCGGUUGA
This is a messenger RNA of Dentiscutata erythropus, 3717 nucleotides long. NCBI's taxonomy places the organism in Eukaryota, Fungi, Glomeromycota, Glomeromycetes, Diversisporales, Gigasporaceae. The record is from the annotation of a GenBank genome assembly.